This is a messenger RNA of Salarias fasciatus (jewelled blenny), 2053 nucleotides long. RefSeq names its product pleckstrin homology domain containing, family A (phosphoinositide binding specific) member 3 (gene plekha3). Gene Ontology annotation, biological process: endosome organization; retrograde transport, endosome to Golgi; receptor recycling. Lineage: Eukaryota; Metazoa; Chordata; Actinopteri; Blenniiformes; Blenniidae. The record is from RefSeq and is a predicted model, not a curated record. The coding region runs from base 215 to 1063 and encodes 282 amino acids. The transcript has 9 exons. Gene Ontology annotation, cellular component: early endosome; trans-Golgi network; recycling endosome.
CGCACCAGUCGUUAUGUUGACAGUUUUCCUCACCAGCUGACUGAUAGCCGCCGUUAAACUUCGCCGACAGUUCCAACGCCGUCAUGUCGCUCCGCAUUUCCGUCAGCUGCCGUGAGAGCGAAGAAGCCGGGAAGCUCCCAGCGAGCGUUUCUUCUUGAACCGGAGACGGAGCGAAGCUAACGGGUUAGCCACUAGCCGAUGUCAGUUCAAACAGAUGGAGGGAAUGCUCUACAAAUGGACGAAUUACAUGACAGGCUGGCAGCCUCGCUGGUUUGUGUUGGAGAAUGGAGUCAUCUCGUACUACGAUAGCGAGGAUGAUGUUGGCAAAGGAAGCAAGGGAUCCAUCAAGAUGUCGGUGUGCGAUAUCAAAGUUCAUCCCAGCGACCUGACUCGUCUGGAGCUGAUCAUCCCCGGGGAGCAGCACUUCUACGUCCGGGCGGUGAACGCCGCGGAGCGGCAGCGCUGGCUGGUGGCGUUAGGAUCAUCCAAGGCCGGGACACUGGACGCUCACAAGAACAGCAAAGGUCCAGACUGUCUGAAGACCAAGAUGUCUGAGCUCCGUCUGUACUGUGACCUCCUGGUCCAGCAGGUCCACACCAUUCAAUCACAGCACUCGGCUGACGCAGACGCCCCGCCCAAAUCUGAGGCCUCGCUGCUCAGUGCCACCUGCUCCACCUUCAUCAGGACUCUGGAGGAGUGUAUGACCCUGGCCAACCACAGUCUGACCCCUGAACUGCGACCUCCUGAACGGAUGAAGAGGUCCAUCAGUCACCCCGGGACCUGCAGCCUCGACAGGGUCAGACACACCCUUAUGGUUUUCACUGUGGAAGAAACAUGGAAACUCUACAUAUGCAGGUCAGGUGUCCCCAAGGAGUGCGUGAGCAAAGGUCAAAGGUCGACUCAGCGCAGGAACCGGACAUGCUCCGACAGCUCUGUAUACGACGCUGAACGAGUUCUGUCCAGCCUCAACGGAGAAUCGUCCUCCAUUCCUGAGGAGCGAGGAGGAGGUGGCGCCAGCUCCAAGACCACGCCCACCGACACAGACACCGACUUGUCCAUAUGAAGGACUCUGGCGGAUCUGAGCCGCACGAGCUUUCUCCUCUUCUGCUCUGAAGUCCGCUGGGAGCCAUUGAAUGUUGUGGUGUUAGAGAAGUUGGGUUCACACUGGAGAGUCUGCAGAGAGGACCCGACACCUCCCACUACUCCACCUGUCAGAACAAACACAUCCUUUCUGGACUGUGAGAGCCCAUCCCUCACACUAGUCCACUGGGUCUCAGUCGGAUCAGAUCCCUCACUCAAGUCUAGUAGGUCUAGUAGAUCUACUCAGCUUGGACCAGAUUUCUUCCCAGUCCAGUGGAUCUAGUUGAUCUUCUCAGAGAAUCAGAUUAUUGUAUCUGACCUGUGAAUCGAUGUUUCAAUACUUGAGAGGCAGAGCUGCUUUAAGCUCACUGAAUGUAGAGGGAGCUCAAUUUUUUACUUUUUAAAACACCCCCCCCACCCCCCCCCCCCCCACCCCCCCAGUUCGGAUGGUUUUGCUGGUUCAGACAAUUCUGCUGUUUUUGUUGGUUUCGUUGGUUCAGAGUUCCAUUGGUUCAGAUGGUUUCGUUGGUUCCGGUGGUUCAGAUGGUUUUGUUGACUUAGAUGAAGGUCUGGAUGUGGGCCUAGUAAUGGUCUUUAGUGAGUCCGGACCCUGAACUAAAGCUUCAUGUUCUGGUUCCGUCCUCGUUGCAUGAACAUUAUUGUGGUGUAAACUAUGAAACACCUGUAAUCUGAUGCUCAUCGCUAACAGAACCACAGUGUGACGAUUCAGCUUCAGAGGAACCGUUUCAGCUUCCACCCUGCGAGCCUGAGGCUUCCUUCACACCACAACAGUCCUCAGCAAUUGAAAACAAGUCCAUCUCCAUGGCAAUGGGGAGAAACCAAGGAACGUUUUCAAAAUGCUGCUACCGCUACUGCUGCUGCUUCCGCUACCUCUACUGCUACUGCUGCUGCUGCUACCACUCCUGCUACUGCUACUACUACUGCUGCUAACAUUACCGCUACUGAUGCUACU